Molecule: messenger RNA, 500 nt
Organism: Magnolia sinica
Lineage: Eukaryota; Viridiplantae; Streptophyta; Magnoliopsida; Magnoliales; Magnoliaceae
Product: E3 ubiquitin-protein ligase MPSR1-like
Exons: 1
Coding region: 30-500 (156 amino acids)
Source: RefSeq, a predicted model, not a curated record
CAGAGACAUCUAAAAGCCGUAUUGCCGAGAUGGUUUUCCACUUAAACAUUCAUACAGACUGUAUUGACUCAGUGGCCUUGAAUGUUAGUGAGAUAGCAAAGAAAGCCCAUGAAGCAGGAAAGAAGAUUGUACAUGUUGUAGCUGAGUUUGAGGUUUCAGAGAUUUUUGUAUUGAUUGAAGAAGAUGAAGAAGACGAGGAAGAGAGACUGGCUAGGGUCCUAAGAGAAUUAAUGGAUUUGGCUUUUGAAAGGAGGGUUAGUACAGUCCCAGCAUUAAGAUCUUCAGUUGAAGCCCUGAAGAGGAUGAAUUUCAAUAACAGAGAGUCAGAUGAGAUCAAGUGUACAAUUUGUCUGAAUGAAUUCUCCAUAGGGAAGGAGGUCAUAUGUAUGCCAUGCUCACAUAUUUUUGAUAGUGAAUGCAUAAUUCAAUGGAUGGAGAUGAACCAUGUCUGCCCGAUUUGCCGAUUCAAGAUGCCGCCUCAACAGUAUGAAGAGAUUUGA